Messenger RNA from Mercurialis annua (annual mercury), 1754 nucleotides. RefSeq names its product uridine 5'-monophosphate synthase. The record is from RefSeq and is a predicted model, not a curated record. Gene Ontology annotation, molecular function: orotidine-5'-phosphate decarboxylase activity; orotate phosphoribosyltransferase activity. The transcript has 6 exons. Bases 88 to 1500 code for a protein of 470 amino acids. Lineage: Eukaryota; Viridiplantae; Streptophyta; Magnoliopsida; Malpighiales; Euphorbiaceae. Gene Ontology annotation, biological process: 'de novo' UMP biosynthetic process; 'de novo' pyrimidine nucleobase biosynthetic process.
ACUUCUUUAAAACAUAAACCCCAUUCUUCAUCUUUAUAAACACUCCCCAACUUCACUCCACUCUCCUCACUCACAGCACUAUCAUCAAUGGAGUCGCUAAUCCUCCAGCUCCACGAAAUCUCCGCCGUAAAGUUCGGAAACUUCAAGCUAAAAUCCGGCAUCUACUCCCCAAUCUACAUCGACCUCCGCCUCAUCGUCUCCUACCCCGCCCUCCUCCGCCACAUCUCCCAAACCCUCAUCUCCUCCGUCUCCGCCGCCACCUUCAACCUCAUCUGCGGCGUCCCCUACACCGCCCUCCCAAUCGCCACCUGCGUCUCGCUCGACAACAACAUCCCAAUGGUCAUGCGCCGAAAAGAAGUUAAAGACUACGGCACCGCAAAGGCAAUCGAAGGCGCGUUCGAAAAGGGACAAACGUGUCUAAUUAUCGAAGACUUAGUUACUAGCGGCGCCUCAGUUCUUGAAACCGUCGCGCCAUUACGGGCGGUUGGGUUGAAUGUGACGGACGCUGUUGUUUUGAUUGAUAGAGAGCAGGGUGGGCGGGAGAAUUUGGAGGCGAACGGGAUUAAGUUGCAUUCGAUUAUUAAGUUGAGUGAGAUGGUUAGGGUUUUGAGAGAGAAGGGGAAGUUGGAUGAGGAAAUGGAGAGGAAUGUUUUGAAGUUUCUUGAGGAGAAUAAGAAGGUGGCUGCUCCGAAUUUGGUUAAGGAGAAGAUUGUUAAGGGUUUGAAAUUUGAGGAAAGGGUUAAGUUGGCUAAGAAUCCUACUGGGAAAAGAUUGUUUGAGAUUAUGGUUAAGAAGGAGAGUAAUUUGUGUUUGGCUGCUGAUGUUGGUACUGCUGCUGAGUUGCUUCAGCUUGCUGAAAAAGUUGGGCCAGAGAUUUGUAUGUUGAAAACUCAUGUUGACAUAUUGCCUGAUUUCACUCCUGAUUUUGGUUCAAAACUCCGCUCGAUUGCAGAUAAGUUUAAUUUCUUAAUUUUUGAAGAUCGCAAGUUUGCAGACAUUGGAAACACCGUGACUAUGCAAUAUGAAGGGGGUAUCUUUCAUAUAUUGGAUUGGGCUGAUAUAGUUAAUUGUCACAUUAUUUCUGGUCCUGGGAUUGUGGAUGGAUUGAAAUUGAAGGGUUUGCCUCACGGUAGGGGCCUUUUGCUGCUUGCAGAAAUGAGUUCAGCUGGUAACUUUGCAACUGGAGAUUAUACAGCAGCAGCAGUGAAAAUUGCUGAAGAACAUUCAGAUUUCGUUAUUGGUUUUAUCUCAGUUAAUCCAGCCUCAUGGCCAGGAGCUCCAGUAAAUCCGGCAUUUAUUCAGGCGACCCCAGGAGUUCAAAUGGUGAAAGGAGGAGACAACCUUGGCCAACAAUAUAAUACUCCUUUUUCUGUGAUCAAUGAUCGGGGUAGUGACAUUAUCAUAGUUGGCCGUGGGAUUAUAAAAGCAGCAAAUCCUGCAGAUACAGCUCGUGAAUAUCGUCUUCAAGGAUGGGAUGCUUACUUGGCCAAAUGCGUAUGAUUCUGAAUUUUGGGUAGGUCCUGUUUUGUGCAUCUCGAGUGUAUUAUUGUUUGUUGAGUGAAUGAGGCAAUUUUUGUUUAAGUUUCCAGACAGUUUGUCCGACUCCUGAAUGUAUUAGCAAAAGUUGAUAGAAUCCUAUUUAACUGUCUUAUUUGAGGAUAAUGCAUAAAAGGUAGAAUCUCAGUCUGUCAGCAUUAAGCUUCAUGAAUAACCAGAGAUUUUCAACUGUUAUAACAUUUGCAAAAUUGAUUGCA